AUGGCAACUUGCUCAGAAAUGCAAACCACUUUCCAAAACGGCACUUUUCAAGAGCAAUCGAGUUCGUUCACCGGAGCCGGCGGCACAUUCCGUUCGAGUGUCAAAGAAUCAGUGUGGGGGGAUCUCCCUCCUGGCAGCUCAAUGCAUGAAACUGUCCAAGAAUCAGUUUGGGGCGAUCCUGAUAUGGCUGCGUUGUUCGGACCAGGCAGCUCAGUGCAUGAAACUGAGCAAGAGUCAUUCUGGGGCGAUGAUGACUUCGCUUCGUUCCUCGGACCGAGCAAAUCAAUGCGUGCAACUGUCAAGGAAUCAGUCUGGGAGGAACCUAUGGCGGUCGAUUCCAAUUCGGCGGCCAAUGCACCAGCCGCUCCAUUCCCGUCACCACCGCUGUUUUGCACUCUAAACAAUUGA
Molecule: messenger RNA, 408 nt
Organism: Anisakis simplex (herring worm)
Lineage: Eukaryota; Metazoa; Nematoda; Chromadorea; Rhabditida; Anisakidae
Source: the annotation of a GenBank genome assembly